AUGUUUUUUUCCUUUUAUCACUCCUCAUUUUCAUCUUUGUCAUCUUUCUACUUUUCCUUUUUUUCAUUACUUUUGUAUAUGCUCGUACUUCUCCAAAUAUCGCCAAAGAAUCCUUAUGAAGCUGGUACCUUAUCAAUCCGAGUUAUAAGAAAGAACACAUUUAAUCACUCUUAUAAUAAUAUAAAAAAUAUUCAUUAUUAUAUACAUUGUCGAUAUCCUAAUAUUUUUAAUAACUAUCGUAAUUAUUAUAUGAACAAUUUUUACAAGAAUAAUUUAAGUUCUCCCUUCAAAAACAAAAAUAAUUAUAUGCAUAUAUUUUUUAAAAUACUUGAAGGUGAUAAAAAAAAAAAAGAACAUCCCUUUUUCAAAUACUUAUUUCAUAUGAACAUGUUCGAAAAAAUUGGAGACAAAAAAAAUACAGUGAUAAGUAAAAUUACUGAAACUUGCCAAUAUGGAGAUAUAAGAAAAUAUAUGAAUGUGAAAAAAGAAUCAUUGGAAGAAGGAGAAAAAUACAAAAGUGGAGAGGAAUGUAAUAAUAAACACGUUGAACAUAACAAUAUGAAGGAUGAGAAAAUUCAUUUUAAAGAUGGCACAUUUAUAAAAAGCAAAGAAGAAGAAAUAGAAAAUGAGAAAGGUGGUGGUGUUUGUUUAAAAAAGGAAAUAAAAAAAAAUGUUUUGGAAAUAAAUAAUAAUACAUAUAAUGAUACAAAAUAUUUAAGUAAUCCAAAAGGAGUAACAAAUAAAAGUAUUGAAAAAAAAAAAGAAAAUAAAAGUAAACAAUCAAAAAAAGAGGUAGAAAAGAAAAAAAAUAAUAAUAAAAUAAAAUCUGAGCAAUCUCCAAAUGAUACCAAAAAUAUCCCACCUAUACCAAAAAAUACAGAAGAUAGAUGGAAUGAUUAUAAUAAAAUAAAAGAAUAUGCAAAAAUAAGUAAUGUUUAUUUAGGUGCUCAUAUAUCUGCAUCAGGUGGUGUACAGAAUGCUCCUAUUAAUUCUUUUAAUAUAUCUGGUUUAGCAUUUGCAUUAUUUUUAAAAAAUCAGCGUAAAUGGGAAAGUGCAGCAUUAACAAAUGACAACAUAAAACAGUUUGAAGAAAAUUGUAAAAAGUAUAAUUUCGAUAAAAAUUUUAUUUUACCUCAUGGAUCUUAUCUAAUAAAUUUAGCAAAUCCAGAUAAAGAAAAAAGAGAUAAAUCAUACUUAUCUUUUUUAGAUGACAUAAAAAGAUGUGAACAAUUAAAUAUUAAAUUAUAUAAUUUUCAUCCAGGAUCUACCGUUGGACAAUGUACGGUUGAAGAAGGUAUAAAAAAUGUAGCUGAUUGUAUUAAUAAGGUUCAUAAAGAAACUAAUAAUGUUAUUAUAGUUUUAGAAAAUUCUGCAGGUCAAAAAAAUUCGGUAGGUUCCAAAUUUGAACAUUUAAGAGAUAUUAUUAAUCUAGUACAUGACAAAGAAAGAAUAGGAGUAUGUCUUGAUACAUGCCAUACUUUCGCUGCAGGUUAUAAUAUUAAAACCUUUGAAAAUUUUGAUAAUGUCAUGAAACAAUUCGAUGAUAUUGUUAAUGUUAAAUAUUUAAAAGCUGUUCAUUUAAAUGAUUCGAAAUCAGAUAUAGGAAGUGGAUUGGAUAGACAUGAAAAUAUUGGAAAAGGGAAAUUAACUAUGGAUACAUUUAAAUAUAUUAUGAAAUCCAAAUAUUUUAAAAAUAUUCCCAUCAUACUAGAAACACCAGAUAUAACAAAUGAUGAAUCUAUAUAUAAAUAUGAAAUUCAAAAUUUAUAUAAGUUAUACUUUGAAAAGUGA
This is a messenger RNA of Plasmodium reichenowi, 1791 nucleotides long. Its product is annotated as apurinic/apyrimidinic endonuclease Apn1, putative. Gene Ontology annotation, molecular function: DNA binding; DNA-(apurinic or apyrimidinic site) endonuclease activity; phosphoric diester hydrolase activity. Gene Ontology annotation, biological process: base-excision repair. The coding region runs from base 1 to 1791 and encodes 596 amino acids. NCBI's taxonomy places the organism in Eukaryota, Apicomplexa, Aconoidasida, Haemosporida, Plasmodiidae. The transcript has a single exon. Gene Ontology annotation, cellular component: nucleus; mitochondrion. The record is from RefSeq and is a predicted model, not a curated record.